AUGAGUCGGUUACGCUCCCGAGGCAGGACACGGAGGCCGCAUUUUUUGUUCGUCGGCCUCUCCCUAUUUCUGUUGUCUUUCUUAGCAGGAGCGUUCGCUGCACACCCCGAUGACGGCGGCGCUGGUGAAGUUGAAACAGUCGAGCUGGAACAACCUGCAACAGUUGAGCAGGAACGGUCUCAUGCUUCACCUUAUUCUAGAGCCGCCACGGCUGGACAGAGACCUGAGUCCCCGAGAUUUUCUUCUUCACCGAGAUCUCCGACCUCUGUGGCUUCACCGAGCAGAGACGCAGCGGAGAGCUUCAUUGCCCUUAUUGCUGCUUUUGACACCUCCGCUGUUUUUGACCUAUCUUCAGGUGGCACCCGAAGGACUUCUCCGUAUGGGAGGAUUUCUGGUAGUACGACGUCCCCAGCCACGGCUCGCCAAGCCGUCAGGCUCUUAAAAAGGCAACUAGGAGAUGGGGAUUCGGCAGUCCAAGUUCAGGUCUUGCAAGAAUGGCUGGACGAAAGGCUCUUGGAGGGGCGUAUUCCGCGUGAGGAAUUGAUGAAGGCGGUGAUCGCGGUUACAGGGGGAGGCCACAAAUUCGUGGACAGAACGGUCCCAUCAACAAGGACAGACCUGCUAAGGAGAACUGCCACACAGCGAGAUGGGGAUUCGGCAGUCCAAGUUCAGGUCUUGCAACAAUGGCUGGACGAAAGGCUCUCGGAGCGGCGUAUUCCGCCGGAUCUGCGAAGGCUAGCACGGGAAGUGAAGAGUGACCCUACGUUGAUACGACACCAAGGAGCUUCAGGUUCUGAGCCCAAAUCUGAGUUGCAAAGGGAAAGCAGAGUAUUCGAGCAACCGGAGUCCCGCACCCCAUCUCCUUUGUCCGAGAUGAGCAUCUCUCCUGAGCCUCGCGAGAUGCCGGAUGUACCAGAAGCUCUUGAGGAACGUUCUGAGCCCAAAUCUGAGUUGCAAAGGGAAAGCAGAGUAUUCGAGCAACCGGAGUCCCGCACUCCAUCUCCUUUGUCCGAGAUGAGCAUCUCUCCUGAGCCUCGCGAGAUUCCGGAUGUACCAGGAGCUUUUGAGGAACGUGAGGUUCCUCAGCCGGGUUCAGUAUUUGAAGAACAGUCAGUGGCACCUGAGCCAGUCGAGUCCCCUGAGCCGUCGGACACUCGGGAGAAACUGACGCUGGAUCUAAAACCGCCAGUUUCUGAAGGGUCUACGCCUGAAGUGAGCCCUGACUUCGAGCAGUUUCAUAUUCCUGAGAGUGGAUGGUUGUCGGAACUAGAAAAGUUGUUAAAUGCUCCUUCUCCGUCCACACCUUCCCCUAUAAGCGAGGAUGCCCCCUUAUUCUCACCGGAAACGCAGAGGCUACUGGAUGCUAUACCGCCAUUGCCAGGGAGGCCAAUACCGGGAUCCACUAAGGAGCUCUUGGAAUAUUCUCCUUACGUGGGAGUUGCACCGAAGUGGAAACCCUCACUUGAAGAGGAGUCUAUAGGCAGCAUGAGCCCUCUUUCAUUGCCCCCCAGAACACAGGAUGGGGGGGUGGAUCAACUUACAAAAGAGGUAGACGACAUCAUAGCGGCCUUGCAACAACCUUCUGAAUCUGAGGAAAUGCCAUCAACUCCGGAUAUUGAAGAACAGCCAACUGUGGAAAGACUGCAGGCUUCGAGUCCUGAGAGCAGAGAAGCAUCAGCAGAUGAAGGAACUAGGGGAAGGCGCGAAAGCGCAAGAGGAGGGGACAUGUCUCUAAGCACUGAUGUCUGGCAAAAACGCAUGAGGCUGUGGGAUAUGACGAAGGCUGCUGCCAAUGAACACAAGACAAUGCUUAAAGUGACAGGCGGGUUGCUUAUCGGGGCUCUUCUUAUCGGAGGCUUGGUGAUGCUGCACAGAAGAAUGCGCCCCCGUAUCCCAAUUUCGAGCCCUCUCAUUAGCAGGGUGGAGUCAAAGGAUUGCCACGUGUUUGUUGAUUUUGGUAAGGGGAAGAAAUUAAAGGGAAUGGGGGAUGUUGUCCGCAUUGACGGGGUGCGUGUGAACAACGCGAAGCGAACAUUGACAGUGGAAUACGUGGAGAGGCCUGCUUUCAAGGCCUCCCGUGGCCGCGAAUUGUUCAAGUGGCUCAAGUACUACGGUACUGUGGGGAAGUCUCUCGUCCGUCGUGUAGAAACUAUGUCAUUUCCGGAAUCAUGUAUGGCCGGGCCAUUCUCACGGUUUCAAGUUGCAGAAGCCGGCGGUUCUGUUUCGCGCUUAAUGGUGGACCUUGACUAUAAUCCAGGGCCGCUGGCUGUGCCGAGGGAGGUGAUGGACGAGGAUCAACUCGACGAACUCCUUGCAAACUAUGGACAGGAGACCAGUUGGAAGUUGUAUGACGACUGUGUAAUGCAUAUCAGAGUCGACACACCCUUCAGGGGCUCUCCACUUGUUGCAGUGGAUACUGCUCGUGGCCGAGUAGGAUUCCUGAACGAAGAGUUGGAGCACCUCAGCAGUCCGCUGCCCAAGGAAUGUGACUGGAGGGAGCCGUCAAGAGUGCGCAUUGCAUACAAGAGUACCACAAACGGAGACCCGGUGGAUGUGUUGUUGAUGAUGAGUGCAGCAGAUCCGCCAAUAGAGGAAACCAUGGUCCUCGAGAGAGAACCAGUGGACGCAGCUUUAGAGGAUCCGGAUGAAAUUUUAGAGGAUAUUCGCACGUUAUUUGAAGAGUGA
Eimeria mitis is the source of this 2685-nucleotide messenger RNA. RefSeq lists its product as uncharacterized. The coding region runs from base 1 to 2685 and encodes 894 amino acids. The record is from RefSeq and is a predicted model, not a curated record. The transcript has 11 exons. NCBI's taxonomy places the organism in Eukaryota, Apicomplexa, Conoidasida, Eucoccidiorida, Eimeriidae.